UGACAAGUGACGUUGCGGCACAUGACGCAGUCUGUUUACAUCCACAGCUGAUUUUCGUUUAUAUUUAUCUCCACAUGGCUUGGCAAUGUUAAUUCUCAUGGUAAAUUAAAAUCCGCCGAUCAAUUUAGACGGGGGACUAAUGCACUAUGUUCGGUAGACGUUUUAAUUGGGUUUCCCGUAGAAAUAUGUCAAGGAGCAAUAAUAAAAGCAUAAUAAUAGAAAAAUUGGGGCCCAUCACGACUAUAGGCAUCAACAGACCGAGCAAACGAAACUGCAUAGACACCCCAACGGGGCGACUGCUCGAUGAAGCCUUGUGCACCUUCGAAGAGGACACAGACUCAUCGGUGGCAGUUUUAUAUGGAACGGGGGGCAACUUUUGUUCAGGUUUCGAUUUAAACGAGUUAGCCGAGGCAAAGCAUCAGUUACCACCGAUGAUGUUCCCCUCGAGAGCAUUUGUGAGGAAGCCAACGGUGGCUGCCCUAAGCGGCUACACGGUGGCCGGGGGGCUCGAGUUGGCCCUCAUGUGCGACCUGAGGGUCAUGGAGGACACAGCGGUUAUCGGUCUAUAUGGUCGAAGAUUUGGGGUACCCUUAACUGGGGGGGCCACAGUCAGGCUACCGGCCCUCAUAGGCCUAUCGAGGGCCCUCGACUUAAUUUUAACGGGGAGAUCGUUGGCGGCCAAAGAAGCCCUGGAUUGGGGCCUGGUCAAUAGGGUGGUGGCAUGCGGCACAGGUUUAGGUCAGGCCUUGCAGCUGGCCACUUGUCUAGCGAAGUUCCCCCGGGAGUGUUUAGGGGUGGACAGGAGGUCGACGUACGACGCGGCCUUCAAUGGGGCCUUCGAGGACGCGUUAAAAUACGAACGGGAGAACGCGGAAAAUGUGCCCCCGGGGGAGGUGGUGAAGGGGGCGAAGGCGUUUCUGGGGGGCAUAGGGCGACACGGGAAAUCUUAUAAUUUAACGGAAAAACAGCGCACGGAGUGGGAGAGAGAGUUUGAGAGCGAAAAUGCCAAAAGUAAAUUAUGAAUUUGUAUAUUUUGUAUAUAUAUAUAUAUAUAUUAGAUAAUAAAUAGCUUUAGUUUG
Anthonomus grandis grandis is the source of this 1079-nucleotide messenger RNA. RefSeq names its product probable enoyl-CoA hydratase echA8. Gene Ontology annotation, molecular function: catalytic activity. The coding region runs from base 147 to 1022 and encodes 291 amino acids. The transcript is spliced from 5 exons. The record is from RefSeq and is a predicted model, not a curated record. NCBI's taxonomy places the organism in Eukaryota, Metazoa, Arthropoda, Insecta, Coleoptera, Curculionidae.